AUGGUUCGUGUAAAGCUUGUGGUCAACAACGUUAAAACGAGUCGUUUUGUUUGUGUGUACAACUCAAAGAUUGAUCAAUGGCUUGUUCUCACUCCUCUCAUUCAAUAUCUCGUCAAAAACAAGUCAUCAUUACCAUGGUUGAAUGAACAACAAACAAAUUUGGACUUGCUAUCCAAAGCCAUUCAAAACAACCAUGCGAUUGGCAGUGAUCUCGUGUCAUUUCUCAAUUUCUACAAUGAAAAGAAGAAUGGAGAAGCGAUGAGAAAAUUAUUAUUGAAUUGCUCCGAAUUGGAUUCACAUUUAACAAGUGGUUCAAUGAAAUCCGGUGAAGAAGAUCAUGGUGAAAAACAACACACACACAUUGUGAUCAAGGCCACCGAAUUUUCUGCUUUUAAUUUAGAAAAAUCCAAUGACAACGAAAUCGAUCUUUCGAAAAAGUCAAACAACAACAAUUACUAUUCCGAAAGUUUACCUUUUGAACCAAAAACCUUCAGAGAUGCUUCCUUAUGGUUAAGCCACAAUAUCAAAGCAGCAAGAGGAAUUGCCAAGAUUACCCUUCCACUUGCUUAUUAUGGAAUUAUAUUCCCAUUCGAAAAUAUUUUCCCAAGAACGACCUUUCCCAUGUUCACACCAUCGAAGGGAUUCUUUGAUCAUCCAUUGUUUUAUGUUGGAAAUGCAAUGACAUUUUAUGGAAAUGGCUCUGAAAUUGCAUAUCCAUUUUACACCAAGUAUUUGGAUUAUGAAUUAGAAAUUGGUGCCAUUGUGACGAAAGAGAUUAGAAACGCAACUUGUGAAGAGGCUGAAAAUGCAAUUGGAGGAUAUGUCUUGCUUAAUGACUUUUCUGACAGAAGUAAUCAAUUUAAUGAGAUGACAAAAGACAGAUUCGGUCCAAACAAGUGCAAAUCUUUUGGAACUGGUAUGGGAAGUGUUGUCGUGACACCAGAUGAAAUGAAAGAAUUGUGUAAUCAAGGAUUGCAAGGAAAAGUGCUCAUCAAUGGACGUCAAGUUGUGGAAAGCAAAAAAUUCUCUUUAAACACCAGUGGUAAAAUAAUUGGAGAACCUCCUUUUUACUCACUCGGAGAAACCAUUGCAUACAUGUCAUCCUCUGAGACCAUUUAUCCAGGAGAACUUAUUGGCUCUGGAACUAUUCCAAAUAUGGCUGGAAUUGAGAAUGGAACUCAAUUAAGAGAAGGAGAUACUGUCACAUUAAGCAUGCAACCAUUUGGAACUUUAACACACAAAAUUGGUCCAAAAGAUAAGGUCAAUCGUAAUCAUUGGAGAGAUCCAAAGAAGAAUUCAAGAAGUGCUCCACUCGGUAUUUGUUUCACAUUCCUUUUAUAUGUGUGUUUCUUCUUGUCCGUUAUUGCUGGACUUUUAUUUUAUCUUCCAACUGGAGUGGAUACUCGUUACUGGUUAGAACCACCAGCCAAAACUUUUGAACAAAUUUCUGCACCUAUUUAUUAUGUUCAAAAAUCAGAAAAUAUGGAUCCAAUUUACAAGAAUGGAAAUUUCUAUUCACCUGAAUCAUUCACUGUAAGAAAUGGUUACAUUUACAGUGGAUUAUACGAUGGAAGUAUUCGAAGAGUGAAAGUAUUAGCAAGAAAUUCUUCGAGUGGUCAAAUUGAAUUUGAUUAUGGAACUCCUGAAAUUGUGACUUAUUCUUUCAUGUGGAAAACUCACAAUGUACCAACUCCAGAGAAGUGUUCAAAUCCUCAACAUGUUGGUAAACCUCGUGAUGCAACAUUGGAAAAGGAAUGUGGUCGACCAUUGCAAGCAAAAUUUGAUCGUCAAGGAGUUUUAUACGUCACAGAUGCUGUAUUUGGUUUAUUGAAAAUCAGUUCACGAAAAAAUCAAAAAAUUGAACACGACAAUGGUACCUUAGCCUUAGACAUUGUUGUUGAGAGAGUUCUUGAAAUUCCUUUCGCAAAUGCUCUCAUCAUUUCAGAACCUUACAUUUAUGUCUCAAUGACGUCCACCAAAUUUUCACGAAAUCAACACAUUUUAGAAAUUUUGGAUGGAGGUGCAAACGGAGGACUAUUCAAAUAUCACAUGCAAACCAAACAAUCAGAAAUGAUUGCCUCUGAUUUACACUUUGCAAAUGGAAUGGUGUUGUACAAUCACUCGAUUUAUGUGGCUGAAACAGAUCGUUUUCGUAUUACACGAAUUGAUCUUGCCACUCAUGAAAAGUCUGUUCAUAUUGAUAAUUUAAUGUGUGUUCCAGAUAAUUUAUCUGUUGUGAAAAAGAAUGGAAAACCAUUGGUUUGGAUUGGUUGUGCAGGUCCAAGAAUUCCAACAUUGAAAUUCCUUUACACUCAUCCAUCCAUUACCAUUCAAUUAUCAAAAUUUGACUAUCUUGUGCAACAAUUAUUCCAAAUUGUGAGAAAGAAAAUUGGAAUUGCCAUACAAAUGGAUCUCUUUGACAAGAAAGAAGUGACCAAAGUCAUGUACGAUGCUACUGGAAAUCAUUAUUAUUGGAUUAGUGAACUUUUGGAAGUUCAAUUAGUUGCAUCCCGUCGAGGUGAUGAAUGGCCUCUUGAACUCGCAGAAGCUGAAGAAAGUCAUUCUCAAAAUUAUUAUCUUGUGGGUAAUGUGAAUUAUGGAGCAAAACUUGCCUUAAUCUCUCCAAUUCCUUAUUAG
Messenger RNA from Naegleria fowleri, 2637 nucleotides. RefSeq lists its product as uncharacterized. The record is from RefSeq and is a predicted model, not a curated record. Gene Ontology annotation, molecular function: strictosidine synthase activity. The transcript is spliced from 3 exons. Bases 1 to 2637 code for a protein of 878 amino acids. NCBI's taxonomy places the organism in Eukaryota, Heterolobosea, Eutetramitea, Acrasida, Naegleriidae. Gene Ontology annotation, biological process: biosynthetic process.